AUGCUGAAGCAGAGCGAGAGGAGGCGCUCUUGGGGCUACAAGCCCUGGAGCACGGAUGGUGAGGAUGCGCCAAGCACCGGGGGCGGCCACCACCGGCCCAGCAUCUGCUCGGUGAGCGCGCGCUCCGGCUCCCAGGCUAGCAUCCCGCCGUGGACAGAGGGCAACUACAACUACUACAUCGAGGAGGACGAGGAUGGCGAGGAGGACGACCAGUGGAAGGAGGACCCCACCGAGGAGGCCAGAAGCGCGCAGGAGGCCGGUCAGGAUGACACCCCGGCCCUGUCGUCCACGCUGCACGUGAACGUGGGCGGCCAGAGCUACCACCUGGACUACAGCGAGCUGGCCUGCUACCCCAAGACGCGCCUGGGACGCCUGGCCACCUCGACCAGCCGCAGCCGCCAGCUGGGCCUGUGCGACGACUAUGAGGCACGCACGGAGGAGUACUUCUUCGACCGUGACCCCGCGGUCUUCCAGCUGGUCUACAACUUCUACUCGUCGGGCGUGCUGCUGGUGCGCGACGAGCUGUGUCCCCGCGAGUUCCUGGAGGAGCUGGGCUACUGGGGCGUGCGCCUCAAGUACACUCCGCGCUGCUGCCGCAUCUGCUUCGAGGAGCGGCGGGAUGAGCUGGCGGACCAGCUCAAGAUCCAGCGCGAGCUGCGCGCACAGGCGCAGGCUGAAGAGGCCGAGGAGCAGUUCCAGCACAUGCGCUUCUAUGGCCCACAGCGCCGCCGCCUCUGGAACCUGCUGGAGAAGCCCUUCUCGUCCGUGGCGGCCAAGGCCAUCGGCGUGGCCUCCAGCCUCUUCGUGCUGGUCUCCGUGGUGGCGCUGGCGCUCAACACGGUGGAGGAGAUGCAGGGCGGGCGCGGGGCGCGCGGAGGCGGGCGGCCGCUGCUGGAGCACGUGGAGCUGCUGUGCAUCGCCUUCUUCACGCUCGAGUACCUGCUGCGCUUGGCCUCCACGCCCGACCUGCGGCGCUUUGUGCGCGGCGCGCUCAACCUGGUCGACCUGGUGGCCAUCCUGCCGCUCUACCUGCAGCUGCUGCUGGAGGUCAUCACGGGGGAGGACGGCCAGGGCUCGGCGCACGAGCACGACCUGGAGACGGUGGGCCGCGUGGGCAAGGUGGGCCAGGUGCUGCGGAUCAUGCGCCUCAUGCGUAUCUUCCGCAUCCUCAAGCUGGCGCGCCACUCCACGGGGCUGCGCGCCUUCGGCUUCACGCUGCGCCAGUGCUACCAGCAGGUGGGCUGCCUGCUGCUCUUCAUUGCCAUGGGCAUCUUCGCCUUCUCGGCUGCUGUCUACUCCGUGGAGCACGACGUGCCUGGCACCAACUUCACCAGCAUCCCCCACUCGUGGUGGUGGGCCGCGGUGAGCAUCUCCACCGUGGGCUACGGAGACAUGUACCCUGAGACCCACCUGGGCAGGCUGUUUGCCUUCCUCUGCAUCGCCUUCGGCAUCAUCCUCAACGGGAUGCCCAUCUCCAUCCUCUACAACAAGUUCUCCGACUACUACAGCAAGCUCAAGGCCUACGAGUACACGGCCAUCCGCCGGGAGCGCGGCAACGUGGACUUCCUGCCCAGGGCCAGGAAGAAGAUGGCCAAGUGCUUGGCUAGAAGCACACCCCAGGCCACCCCCAGGUGA
Molecule: messenger RNA, 1635 nt
Organism: Elephantulus edwardii (Cape elephant shrew)
Lineage: Eukaryota; Metazoa; Chordata; Mammalia; Macroscelidea; Macroscelididae
Gene: KCNV2
Product: potassium channel, subfamily V, member 2
Exons: 2
Coding region: 1-1635 (544 amino acids)
Biological process (GO): potassium ion transmembrane transport; protein homooligomerization
Cellular component (GO): membrane; voltage-gated potassium channel complex
Molecular function (GO): voltage-gated potassium channel activity
Source: RefSeq, a predicted model, not a curated record